AUGGGUGCGAAAGAAAGGUGCCAUCGUCUUGAGCGCGAAUGCCAUCCCGCCGAUCCUCUAUAUCGCCGCAACGGUAAAAAGCAAAACUCUCCAAGUGCACGUAUCGCGCAGCUUGAGGGCACCGUAGGCCACCUAGUCUCGCUUCUUAAGACGGGCAAUGUCAACGUGGACGUCGACAUCCACGGCGACAGAGUCGAUGGAUGGUCGCAGGAACAGCAGGAGCAGCAGCGGCAAUCACCACACCAGCAACAAACCUCCCCCAUCAUUCCAUCCCCGGACGAUGCGAUCACACAGAGGACCCAAGGGGGUGGCAAUUCAGAGGACUUGCGCGCAGCUUUUAUCGGCGAAAACAAAAGUGAUGCCGCUACCAACGCUGACGGUGUCUUUACUUCUUGGUGGGCGAUGGACAAUGCGAACAGCAUGCCUCGCGACACCCCGCAGUCCUCUGCUAUAUCAGGCGCAUUCAUGUCACCCGUCGUAUCUCCUUCGACUGCAUCAAUCUCUCUUGAUACGUUUCGGUCGCGUAUGCUACACCAUUUCCCCUUCGUUCAUUUGCCAACCCGCGUCACGGCAGAACAGCUGUGGCAAGAUAGGCCUUUUCUGUUCCGUGCCAUUGUUUGCGUGACAUCGGUAUCGACUGAAGACAAGAGGGCAAGCUCCUUCGAGCUGAAGCGGUUGCUUUACGAGACGGCAUUUCUUCAACAAGAAAGGCAGCAACCACAACACCAAACCGUUGAUCUACUUCUAGGUCUACUUGUCUACAUUGCGUGGGGUUGGGAGCAUCUUCACAGCUAUUGCAGUCUUUCUCGACUCAUGGCUGUGGCUACAUUGCAACUCAAGGGUUUGCUGUUUCUGGACCAAGCAGUACCAGAAAUCACGCGCACGGUACGCCCCUUCGAAACAAACGGCAGCUUGAAUGAGGUGAACGGCACCUGGAUGGCGACUCCGGAGAUAACGACGGGGACAACCGGUGCCGUUGCGACCGAUAACCAGUUCUACCUCGAAUGCCAGCGAGCCAUUCUGGGCUGCUUUGUGCUUGGGUCGACCGUCUCAGCCCACUUCCCCCAUAUUGAUGCCCCACGAUGGAUACCUCAGAUGGAUGAGAGCCUUGCUGCCAUUAUCGCUAGCGGCCACAGCGCCGCCACAGAAUUUGCUUCUGAUGCUGCUCUAUCAAUUCAGGUCCGCCUGCAGCUGCUGGCUAUGAAAGCCGCCCAGGUCCGGGAGCGAGCUCAACUCCCCGACCAGCCCCCACCGGAUAGUCUUUCAUUGCAGGCUCUCUUAUACAUCAAACGCUCGAUGGCGCAGCUUCAAGAGCUCAGGGUUUCUAUACCCCCAGCAUUUCAGCAGCAUUUCAUCAUCCUCGCUCAGACAUAUUACACGGAGAUGUGCAUUAUCGAGUCCAUCCAUGCCCAGGAGUCCACUCACUCACCACCCCCGACAUGUGGGCCUACGCGCAUCUCUUGCCUGUGGCAGUCGGCACUGGCGAUCAAGUCGUACACGUCAACAUUUCUGACCAUCUCGCUACCCGGUCUCCUUGGCGUAUCUUUUAUCCAGUGGACUCAGUUGUCACGGUGCUUGGCUACUUUGCACAGACUCAGCACGCUCCGGGAGCCUGGUUGGGAUCUAGCCACUAUCCACAGGCUUGUUGAUCUGCCCAUGCUGCUAUCCAGCACGGCAGACAGGCUAGAGCUCGCUGCAGCUGCAGCUGGCGAGCAGCCAGCGUCAGCCGACGGCAUAUUCACGCAACUGGCCAGCAGUCUACGCAAGUUUCAGCCGACUUAUCAAGAGAGAGGACCUCUAACCCAACAAGAAGACGCACGGAGAGCAAAAAUAUCAGGAGAUAAAGCAGGAAGCAGAACAGAUGAUGAUACGGCUCAAGUAGCAGCUACAGAAGCAGAUAAAGAUGUGUUAGCACAUGGCCAUCAUGCAGAAUUCUUGAUGAGUCCCACGUCAUGGCUGGAUCAGUUUUUCGUGGACUAUGAAGGUCAAACGAGCUUUACUCUGUAG
Molecule: messenger RNA, 2007 nt
Organism: Histoplasma mississippiense
Lineage: Eukaryota; Fungi; Ascomycota; Eurotiomycetes; Onygenales; Ajellomycetaceae
Exons: 3
Coding region: 1-2007 (668 amino acids)
Biological process (GO): regulation of DNA-templated transcription
Cellular component (GO): nucleus
Molecular function (GO): transcription cis-regulatory region binding; DNA-binding transcription factor activity, RNA polymerase II-specific
Source: RefSeq, a predicted model, not a curated record